This is a messenger RNA of Oncorhynchus nerka (sockeye salmon), 2900 nucleotides long. RefSeq names its product cytoskeleton-associated protein 2-like. Gene Ontology annotation, cellular component: microtubule cytoskeleton. Lineage: Eukaryota; Metazoa; Chordata; Actinopteri; Salmoniformes; Salmonidae. The record is from RefSeq and is a predicted model, not a curated record. The transcript has 7 exons. Gene Ontology annotation, biological process: negative regulation of microtubule depolymerization. Bases 333 to 2114 code for a protein of 593 amino acids.
UAUCCCAUCUGGGGUGUUGCAGGCAGCCAGUAGUUUAGGAAUUCUAUUAUGGUUCAAACAUUCAAAAGUGCAGAUGGAUGCCUUCUCAGAUGAAACCGCCCAGACCCUCCAAAAUGUCCCAUGACCUCAUCUCGAGACAUUCGAUUGGCUAAAAUGAGUUUUCCCUGACAACAUCCGGACCAAUCUUAUUUGCCGUUAUACAGCGCGAAAGUUGAAUGGGUUUGUUUUGUGAGAGACGUUUUAGCUUUUGUCUGUGCCCGUCGGUUUUCCUCUGUCUACAAUACAUUCAAUAACAAGGACAAUCGAGGAUCUGCCUUUUGUGCCCGAAGAAAAUGGCCACAGUUACAAGAAAGAACACCAACUUAAAAACGGGCAACAAAGAGAAUGCCAAACCAACAAGUGGAUCCACUAAGUGUUUAAUUACCCGAGCUGCUCCUACUAAAACAGUGGCUGUGCAAUCUGCCCCUCUGCAUUCCAAGAGCAAUAAAAAGGACUUGGGAAAGGGAGAGGAGGCUCUAAAGAAGGUCAAGACGGAGCAGAAAGAUGUGAUGGCAACAACCACUGGUGAUACGAAGAGACGCAACACCUUCAGCCAAGCCUUCCUCACCAAACAGGCUGUCAGACAGAGAAAGCUGGUUGCAGACGCCCCAAAGCCUCCAGCUACCGUCCCUGCCAAACCUGGCACAUACAAAGGCAAGGUUGUCCAAUCUAAAAUAAGCUCCUUCAGGAAGCCUAGUGGCCUGGGGGGAGGGCUAGAAAGCAAAGCAGCUGUGAAGACCGCUGUGCCCAAAGCUAAGAGCCAAAAGCCUGGAAAUUUGACAAAGUCCAAAUCCGUUGCUGAUUUGCCUGGCCGUGGCACGUUUAAGCCCCCACAAUCAUGUCAACCCUCAAGAUCCAAGUCUGUGUCCAAUGGGCCUCCUCCAGUCUCCAAGUGUCCAGUCCCAGCUAUACGCCGUCCCACGGGCGUUCACUCUGUAGUCCCUCCUUUCAGAACUGCUCCAUUUACCACAGCUUGCCCAAGCUCCACUAGGUCUGCCAUGACAUCUAAGGGGAAAGAGCUACCGCAGGGCACCAAGCCUAAGAUGACAGUGGCAACUGACAAGAAGGUUCACAAGAUUCCAGUUGCCAGCACCCGAAGCCAGUACAGGGCUAACACAGAGACUGCUGAAGAGAGAAGGACAAAGCUGGCAGAGUGGCUGGCAUCCAAGGGAAAGACUCUGAAGAGGCCUCCCAUAUCAGCAGUGGCACCCCCAAAGUCUAAGCUAUUUGUGCAGCCAGAGCCUGAAGUGCACCCAGAAUCCACAGCUGUCUCUCAACUAAAGACCAAUGUUGCGCCUCAGCCCGUUGACCAGGAGUCACAACAACCCGUUGAUGAGCCUGAACCGACUGUUCGGCUUAAACACGACCAGGUGGUCAUUGAACAGGAGGCAGCCUGUGCCUCAACUCCACUGACAAUGAACAUAACAUUGGACCUGCUUGACAACUCUGAUACAGAUUUUCUUCCUGUUGAUCCAGAGAUUGUGGUCAACCUUCGUGAUGCAUUGGAGAAGCCCUCAGCAUGUGUGGAUGAAGACCCAAAUGAGAAAAGGGAUGAAUCUAAAGAGAAAAUGGUGGAGAGACUGACAAAUAAGGAAUUUGAAGAAAGGAAUGAGUCUCCUGUGAAUAAGGAUGUUGAAGUGAAAUGUGAAGUGGGUGAGGGAGCUUCAGAGCAGAAAGUAAGGAAGGGUUAUAUUGAUGAAGUUCAUGACGACGGCGACUGUUUGAUGGAGACGACACCAGAGGCAGAUGGUACAUCGGUGGUGAAAUACAGUGUGAAGACAACUCCAUACCUGCAAAGUGUUAAGAGAAAAAUUGACGGUGAGGCAUGUGCAAGUGGUUCCAGGCGAAAGAGCACCAUCAAGGAUCUGAAGUUUCUGACACCAGUCCGUCGUUCCUGUCGCAUCCAGCGAACGGCAUCCCGCCUGCCUGGGAUGCUAACAGACCAUGACACCUGUGUGUCCUCGCUGGCUGAGCUGGUGAAGCUGGACGACGAUGCCAAUGCCUACAUCUACAGGAGGAACCCUGCCCUUCUGGCAGACCUGCCUGACCAUCCCAAAGACCUGGAGAGGUUCUGAGUCUUUGGAUGAGUGUGAAGAAGAGGCCUGAAAAGGAAGAUAAAACAUGUGAAGUUAAUCGGCACUUUACAGAAGGGGUAUUAAAAUAAUGAAAAUAGAUUUGCUAUUUUACAUCAUGUUUGUUAAUCCAAAUUGUGAUAAUAUGGACUGUGUGGCAGACUAAUAUUACUGAUCCACUAAGACUUGGUGCCUCAAUUAGGCAUGCCUUUUUGCUCUUCUGUUUCUUAUUUCUCUUUGUGUUGUCACUUCUCUCUCAUAAGGAAGACUGGUUUGCUAUACCUUGAUCUGCUACACCUAUUCUAUUUGUUAUUGUAUAUAUUCUGUUUUUAUGACUGUAUUGUUUGUUCUUUUAUUGGCAGAGUUGAUACAUUAAUAUCUACCACAAAGUUUUACCAUAGAUUUAAUAAUGUACACUACCUUUUAUCAGCAAAUCUGUGUUGCUCAUCAAGGAAAAGUUACAUUAUUUAAAUUUUAAAAAGCUAAAUACGUGUCUGGUAGAUUUAUUGCUGUUGCAAUUUUAAAUGGGAAAUUCUGAUAAAUUGACAACUCACUGGCUGCAACUUGUCUCUUAAUAAAUAGUAAUGCUACCUAACAAGUUUUAGAGGGCCAAACAUAAGCACUGUCAGAACUCUUUAAAAAUGUCAGGUAGAUUGAGCAGGAAUAUCUUUAACCAAAUAGCAGGUGUAAGCAGAGUUUCUACACCAAAUCAAUGAGAAGUGAAAAAUGAUUCCUUAAGAUAAUUGUCAUGAUUAACGCUGUCUUAAAUAAAAUUGUAUUUGACAAAUG